Messenger RNA from Ahaetulla prasina, 1740 nucleotides. It is a transcript of the gene ERICH1, whose product is annotated as glutamate rich 1. The record is from RefSeq and is a predicted model, not a curated record. The transcript has 7 exons. Bases 140 to 1114 code for a protein of 324 amino acids. Lineage: Eukaryota; Metazoa; Chordata; Lepidosauria; Squamata; Colubridae.
CCCGGGUGGAAAGAGGAAGCUUGGAGUGCGAGCAGCAGGAGAAAGAGAACGUGGAGGGAUGUUUUUCAACCGGGCGCUAUGAUUCUCCCUCUGCGAGGGGUGUGAGCCUUUGCUGCUUUUGUGCACCUCUCUGGGACACAUGGCCUUGAACAGGAGGAGUGAAGUGUUCCAGAAGAAAGUCCUGGAAAAACUCUUCCCUGCUCCUGUACUUCCCGAUGUAGUUUCUUCAAGCAUAGAAAGCACUGCUGUUUUGAAAGGUGCAGUUGCAAUUCAGGAAGAGCCAAAAAAUGUGGCAGCUUUGGAAAAAGAUUCUAGGGUCCAAGACAAGACAAGUGUGAUUCUACCUUCAAGAAAAAUAUACACUGUGACUCUGCCUCCUGAAGGUUAUGUACCAGUUGCUACUAAUGAAAACAGUAAAAGAUCCUCUGGAAGUGGUGCUGAGGACAGUAAUACUGAUGCUCCAGAGGAGAAUGAUAAAGAACAACUUCCAAGAAAGCGGCGGAGGAAAAAACGGAAGAACGUGUGUCAGACUCCUGCUGACGGACAUGGAAGUCCAGCAAAAUGUGGAGUGCAUGAAAACCCAAUUGGAGAUACAUUGCAGCCGCAACACAGGGACGGUCCAAACUUGACUCAAAACCAAAAGAGGAAAAUGAAAAAGAAGCGGCGGAAAGAAAAAAUGAGAGCAGCUGGAUUACUAGGAAAGCCCGUUGCUACCGAUUUCACAUAUAUGCCUGAAGAAAAGAGAGAAAGAGAGAUUGAAGUUGCAGAUAAAGUAGAUGACAUACUGGAUUUUUUGCAAGCAACACAGGAAAUCUAUUUUUCUGACAAGCUAUCAAACUCUGCAGAGUCAGCUGAGAGCUCCGGAAGCAUCCAUGAGGUUUUAAAGAGUCUUGAAUCUGGCAUGUUGUCAUCAUCAGAUAUUGCACGUCUUCGUCAAAUGAAAUCAUUCGUCCUUCUGCAGAAUGUGGAGGAACUAAAUAUUGCCCUGAAAGACCUCAGCACACAUUCAGAGAUGCCUCAUGGUUGUUUACUGUACAUGGUCCAGAAUGACACAGGAAAACAGUUGGUAAGAAGACAUUUCAAAACAAGAUAUGAAACCAGUGGAAAUGCAUAAAAGUAAUAUUUCCAAUUAAGAACUCGAAGACACUUUUAUUUACAUCAUUUCAUAUAUCAGGAAUGGGCAACCCAUUGGAUGAAGGUAUCAAGCAAUUUUCCCAACAGUCGUUUAUUCCCUUAGAAAUUGGGCUGUAAAUUUUAAGUAGAAAACAACUAUUUUUUUUGUUAGAAUUCAUGUGUGGUGCAUCGAAAAAGAGGAUGAGGUACUUCUUUGUAAGUUAUGUCUCUGUUUCUGCCUAAACUUCUAUAAUAAUUCUUUUAUAAUAAUUAUAAUAAUUGUUGCCACUCCUUAAACUUAAUAGCAUGAGUUUCUUCAGCAGCCCCCUCCAGCCCUCCUCAAACCUUGCUAAUCUGCAACUCUAUUUUACCCACUCAGUCUUUUUUUCUGAGUAAUAAGAUUAUGGGGAGAAAGAUCAAGCAUAAUAAUCAAUAUUGGAAUGGGGAAUGGAAUUAGAAUGGGGAGUGGAAUGGAGUGGGGUGGAGUGGAGUAGCCACUCUACUUGUAUAUUGGUUCCUUGCUCAUGUUUAAUGUUUAAUGUUUGAUGUUUUUGUAUUUUUGUUUUAUGAUCAUGUAAGCCGCCCAGUGUCACUUGACAGUGAGGUGGGCCACAUAUAAAUUUAUAA